AUGGAGCAGAACGCAGCCAUUACGUUGGCACCAGCACCCUGGCGCUGCCGCGCGUCCGUCUACACAGCCUUCUUCUGGGUCUCACGCUCCCAAACCACCUCCCCCGGUUUCAAGGAAGCAGCCUACGCCCCACUGGAGCGGUCGUCGCCCUUCGCAGACGCGAUGCCCGAGGGCGGCCUCGCCUCAAUCAUGAUUAUCAGAUACCACCAGACGCCGGUGGGGACGUACGACGAGAUGAUACUUCUCCCCGGCAAGUUUGGGUACGAGGUUGACGUCAAUGGCAAGAGAACCAAGAAAUCCAAACUGCGAAUCACGAGAAUCUACGUCAGUCAGCGCAACACGACGUGGAACGGCCGGACGAAUUGGAACAUCCCCAAACACCUCGCCCGCUUCGACUUUACCGAAAACGCCGACGGCAGCGCCGACUGCAAAGUCUAUCCCCUCGCCGAGCCCUCCCUCACCCCAGUAUUCCAAGCACGUUUCGUACCGAACCACUACCUCCCAACCUUUCCACUAAGCACCCGCGUAUCUACCAUGGUCAUGGACAUGGAGGCCACGCAACCCCCCAUCCCGGCAGGCGCGAGUGAAUCUACACCCGAAAUGCUCGCGGCGGCCAGAGAACAAGGCGGCGACGAUACUUCCGAGUUGGUAGGCACAGACAAGUGGUGCAGCUUCACGCCGUACCAGUACUCGCCCGGGUGUCGGGCGGGGUGGAUGGACAUGCAGCAGGCGGAUGGGGGAAACUUCAUUCCUGGAGCUAGCAGGUGGGCGAUGGCUGUUCACAUGCCUCAGACGGAAUUAAAGCUUGGUGAGGCGGUUUGGUGGGACGCGCCGCAGAGUAUGUUGUAG
Molecule: messenger RNA, 849 nt
Organism: Cutaneotrichosporon cavernicola
Lineage: Eukaryota; Fungi; Basidiomycota; Tremellomycetes; Trichosporonales; Trichosporonaceae
Exons: 2
Coding region: 1-849 (282 amino acids)
Source: RefSeq, a predicted model, not a curated record